Molecule: messenger RNA, 1990 nt
Organism: Liolophura sinensis
Lineage: Eukaryota; Metazoa; Mollusca; Polyplacophora; Chitonida; Chitonidae
Product: SH3 domain-binding glutamic acid-rich-like protein 3
Exons: 4
Coding region: 233-514 (93 amino acids)
Cellular component (GO): cytoplasm
Source: RefSeq, a predicted model, not a curated record
CUCUACUUGGGGAAACCUUCCCGCUGCGUACAACCAGAACAGACUGACGGACAGAGCGCUCGUAAUCGCGGGAUACACAACUACAGCUGGCUCGCUUGUUGAAUUCUGUAUUGCCACAGAUUGUUCGUGUGCACUGCCUUGGGGGAAGCUACAACAGCACUGCACACGUCUACACUGGAUACAGUUACACGAGGUUUACGAAAUCAGUGUCGUGGACAAUAGGGUACCAGCUAUGAGUCUGUUAUUGUAUGUGACUUCGGUCACCACCAGCAGGGAUAUCGGUAAGAAACAGCAGAGGAUAAAAGAUGUCCUGGACAUCAAGCACAUUCCAUACACGGAAGUUGACCUGGCUCGGGAACCAGAGGAAAAGGACAAAAUGAGGGAAUUGUGCGGGCUUCCGACAGCGCUUCCGCCUCAGAUCUUCAAUGGGGACCAAUACUGCGGGGAUUACCAGGCGUUUGACGACGCCGUGGAAGAAGGGACAUUGAUGGAGUUUCUGAGGCUAAAAGCAUGAUUCAGUAUUACGGUAUGUUCAUGAAACACCUUGAGGACGAUUCCUGGUCUAGAAUAUACUACGGGUGGUAGAGCCAGUCAUUCGUGUUUGUACUCUGUUCAGUGGACCUUUGAUGUACCGUCAUGUGUAUAUCCUUGGAUGCGUUUUGUAACACUUUAUUCAAUCAGUAUGGUUCUUUGGUGCUAACAUAGGACCUUGCCUUCGUCACCAUGGAGAUGAAUAUGAAUGAAAACUGUUUUUUUGCCCGUGGAUGCUCAAAUAGACUACCUGGAUCCCAUGUCUUGAAACUUUAAACUUGAAUACUGCUACUUUCUACACAUAAACUUAAUGUUGCUUAUAACGUGAACGUGAUAUCAAACAGUAUACUCUAUUUGUUGACUCAUUUUCCAUGCCUAUUUUAGAAAGUAACAGCAUCCACGCUCACAGCGCUGGAUCCCGAGCAAAUUGUUCUUACGUUACUAUUUGACCAUAAAUUUGGUUUUAAGAAUUUAACUUAAUCGAAUAAACUGCGAAAAAUGUAGGGGAAAAUGAAUAGGGAUUUCGUGCAUCGAAUUCCUACUAAUUACAUUUUCAGAAAUAAAUUUGUCUAGGAUAUAACACCAAAAGACCAAAUUAUUUUCCAUGAAAGACAAAGCAUCAAUAAAUUUCUGACUUUCUGCUAUGGUGCUUUGACAAGUGAGACAAAUGCCUAUUUGUACAUAUACGGCUGUAAUUUCAUACUUGUAUUUUGUUCGUUGAAAGUUUUUGAAAUUGUCUUUACCUGCAUGCAUGUACUUGUCUACACCUGCAUGCAUGAAAUUGUCUAUACCUGUGUGCAUGGUCAUCAAAAGAUUUUAUAAAACUUGUCUCAAUGACAAGUAUUAUUCUUAUUAUCGAGGAUUACACUCUUGGAAGUAUAUCUAUGUAUAUAGCGAUUUUCAGGCUUAUACAUUCGUAAACAAAGAACUUCAUUUAAUGAUACUGGAUGAGCGUAAGAUACGUAUAUGUCUUGACAACGGAGUUCAACCGUCUUCUAUUCCAAUUAUGUGAUAUUAAUAUUGUAUUACAUUCAAUUUUUGUAGUGUGCUUAUUGGAAACUAGGUGACAUGACUAGAAACUUUGCUUUACGGUACCUCUAGAUUUAUGGUAGAUCAAGUACCAUGUUAAAAGAAUUAAAAGUAUUUUGUGGAGUACCCGUAUUACCUAUAUAUCUGUAUUCUUUGAUGAUAUUCAGCGUUUUAAUAAGAGGGUAAAAUUAAGUAUAUAUUUAAGUCUUUUCUAUAGCUACAUGAUACAUGCUCUGAGUUUUACAGGUAAAGGGUAUAUACCCUCUGAGGUGUCGUGCCAGAUACAAUUAGAAUAAUAUUGCUUAUUUACUACUAAACGAUUUUAUUUUAAUUAUAAAUGGUUCCGUCAGGAUUCAUAAAUUGUGUUGUAUUAAAUAUACCGGUAUUUGUAUCACGCUUUUGAAUCUCAAUACAAGUGACAGUUUGGUCU